AUCUAAACAUGGAGGGUCGGUACAACCUGAAAAGCCCAGCAGUGAAACGGCUGAUGAAAGAAGCUGCUGAACUGAGAGACCCAACAGAUCACUACCAUGCUCAGCCACUAGAGGAUAAUCUUUUUGAAUGGCACUUUACAGUUAGAGGACCCCCUGAUUCUGACUUUGAUGGAGGUGUUUACCAUGGUAGAAUUGUCCUGCCACCAGAGUAUCCUAUGAAGCCUCCAAGCAUUAUUUUACUAACGGCAAAUGGAAGGUUUGAAGUGGGAAAGAAGAUCUGUCUGAGCAUCUCUGGCCAUCAUCCUGAAACAUGGCAGCCUUCCUGGAGUAUAAGAACUGCUUUAUUAGCCAUAAUUGGAUUUAUGCCUACAAAAGGAGAAGGUGCCAUAGGUUCCCUGGAUUACACACCAGAAGAAAGAAAAGCUCUUGCCAAAAGAUCUCAAGACUACUUCUGUGAAGUAUGUGGGGUUAGCAUGAAGUCUACUCUACUACCUCUUAGCUCCAGUUCCAGCCAGGCUGAUGUGGAAGCGAGAGAGCUUGCCAGACAAAUCAGUUUUAAGGCAGAAGUGAACCCACCUGGAGGUGCUGAAAAUCACCCUAAUCAGUCACAAGAGAGAACUGAACCAAAUGCUCGCACACACCCUGAGACUGAGCCUGCAGAUGUAUCAACCUCUGCUGGUCAAGAAACAAGUCCACCAUCUCCCAGUACAAAUGUCUCCAGAAGUCCACGUCAGCGCCGUGCACAGCAGAGGAGAACUCCAGCCUCCACAGGACUCAUUCAGGUCCAGCAGCGUGCGGUUAAUGGGAGCAAUACUGGAUCAGCAGUUCUUAUUGUUGUACUGACAUUAGCAUUGGCUGCUCUUAUAUUCCGUAGAGUAUACUUGGCAAAUGAUUACAUCUUUGACUAUGAGUUAUAAUGUAUGGUUUUAUCCAUAAGCCAUUGGCAAGUGCCACAUUAAAUCAAUGUGCAUCAGGUAUGUGUGGAGAACUGUUUACAGAAGUGACAACUUGUAUUUACCUUAUUCAUAUGUUUUAACGAUUGCUUAUGUCUCAAGGGGGCUUUAUGAAAGAGUGUCUAAGUAGUUGCAUCUUUCCUGAAAAACAUCAUUGUAUAUGUUUAUCAGCUAUUGUACAAAUUAUAAUAAAUUCUCAUUCUGAUUUGAUCGAAAGAAAUCUGAACCCCACGAUAUAUUGUGUGGAGUGCUAAAAUAGAGACAGUCUUGUGGGGACUGCCUUAAUAUAUGAACUCCAAAAAACAAAAUGGCACACAGAAAAACUUCACUAGUGGGCAGAUUUAUUAAGGUUUGAAUUGUAAAUUAAAAUUUUGGAGUUGAAUUUUUGGGCAAAACUCACAAAUUCCAGUUGGGAAUAAUCCAAACUCUAAUUAAAAAUGUAUCCUACCUGGACCCUAUGAAAAACUCGAAUCUGACUAUUCACCACCUAAAACUUGCCGAGUUCAAGUAGAAGUCAAUAGCAGAGGUCCAGUGACGCAUUUAAAGAUGUUAAUAGCCUUCCUGACAUUCGAGUUUUAUUCAGAGAACAAAACUUGAUUUGAGUUGAGUCAAAUUCGAUUCGAGUUUUAGACAUUAGAGUUUUUUCUCAAAUAAGAGGUCAUUCAAGUUCAUUUAAGGAAAAAAAAAAAACCUUCAACAUUCGACCUUUGAUAAAUUAGCCCCUAAUUGUGGUCUUCUAGGGCAGAGUGAAAUUAUUUCCAUUUUAGUAUAUUUGCCUAAAAAAAGUUUUGGUUAAAUGAAGGUGUUUAAAUUGUACAUUUUCUGUGUGUAAAAACUGAAACAAGUUGUACCAUUGUAUACCUCAAAAAGGGAUUUACUCUUUCCUUUAUUCAUUUUCAGGCCAGUAUAUCACAAACAAUGAAAAUACAGUACUCCACAUGCAAAUCUGCAUUAAUGUUGUCUCAGAAUAGUUUCUACAACCUUUCAUGUUUUUAUUUUACUUUAUUUUAUUAUGUAUCACUCUCUUUUAGAGCAAUUUACUGUAUGCCCUUUAUUCUAUAGUUCAAAUACCUGGUUCCUCGAGUCAGUCAGCCUAAAAAGCACUUUAAAUUCCAAACUGCCCAACAAAAAACUAAAUAAAAACAUUGAAAACUGCUGCAAAAUGUCUUUGAAUGUCAUGGUGUAUUAGGGGCACAUCUAAUCUGCUAAAUCUGAAUCCUGCAAAAAGUGAGAUUUGUCUGAACCAAAACCUGGAUUUGGUGUUUCCUUAGUGCUUUGUUGAAACAAAUCUGAAUCCUGAAAAUACUGGAUAACUGAGUGACCAAUUAGGUGACCAAUUAUUUUUUUUUAAUUUUGUUUCUUAUUUCUCAAAUAUAAUUAUGCAAAUUAGGGUUCAAAUUUAGGUUGGUUUCAGGUUUAACUGAAUUAAAACAUCAGAGGAAAUUGUGUUUCCAAAAAAAAACAAAAAAAACAAAAAACAAGAUUUUGGAUUUAGGUGGAUUUGUGUGUGGUUAUUGGGUAUUUAAAGUGACAUCACUUUUUCAUUUUUUAAGUACUGUAAAUUUUAAUUUUACUUUAACAAACACAAAAAGCAAAUACAUAUGUUCAAAAAUAAAAACAACUCUUACUCUGAUAAAGUUGUGUUUUUCUUGUUUGGUGGAUGGUUAAUUCUCGCCAUACAUAAGCCAAGGUUGCUUGUAUACGCUGCCACUCAUUGUGUGAGGGUCUACAACAAUAGCUUCUGUAAUAUCAACACUAUAGACUGUCCCAGAUCUGUUUUAAAUGUUUUGAUGAUGGUGAUAAUCUGCUCCAACAAGGAUCAUUGCAAAGUGGGUUUCUCUGUAGUUUUACUCAAUGCAACAACUCAUGGUAGAAUACAGAAUCUAUUAUUAAAUAUGUAAUAUUUGUUAUUUACAGGUUGAAUAAAGGAAUACUUUAAUAUAAUUAUCGGGGGGGGGGCUUAGUGUUCCUUUUACAAUAAUCAAUGCUACAGAACUAAAGUGUAUAGACAUAAGUAAAGUAAUUAUUUUAUUAAAGAAGGGUCCAGCAAAUAAGGUGAUGCACUUAUAUUUUGCAUUUCAUUUUGUAGAUACAUUAUGCAGCAUCUGGCUGUCUCCUUCUGUAAGCUUAAAAAAUGUAUACCUUGCUUUUUUAAUUGCAGAUCAUUCUCUGUUUUAUUGCAUUUGUUACAUGUAUGUACUGUAUGUUAUGGACUCAAGUUAUUGUCCUCUACAAAUAUACAAGCAAUAAAUAAG
Xenopus laevis (African clawed frog) is the source of this 3208-nucleotide messenger RNA. It is a transcript of the gene ube2j1.L, whose product is annotated as ubiquitin conjugating enzyme E2 J1 L homeolog. Lineage: Eukaryota; Metazoa; Chordata; Amphibia; Anura; Pipidae. Gene Ontology annotation, cellular component: endoplasmic reticulum membrane. Gene Ontology annotation, molecular function: ligase activity. The record is from RefSeq and is marked provisional. Gene Ontology annotation, biological process: ERAD pathway.